AUUGCAAUUCACUUCCGGGUGAGACCCACCGGGCGCCAUCUUACCUUGUUCGUGAAGAAGUGGAAGCAUCAGAAGGACUGGGAGGUAUCACAGGAACGGUGGCGACUGUAGUGUUCCGGAACGAGAGUGGGGCAUAAAUAAUUCUCGCUGUUAUGCUCUCAAGCUGUAAACUAACCAGCCGAAGUUUUAACCGGAAGUUGAGCCUCUGAGAUAGAAAACCAAUACAUUUUUCAGAAAGGAUGUGGGAUCAAGGAGGACAGCCUUGGCAGCAAUGGCCUUUGAACCAACAGCAGUGGAUGCAGUCAUUUCAGCACCAGCAGGACCCAAGCCAAAUUGACUGGGCCGCAUUGGCUCAAGCUUGGAUUGCUCAAAGAGAAGCUUCUGGACAGCAAAGCAUUGUAGAACAACCACCAGGAAUGAUGCCAAAUGGACAAGAUAUGUCUCCAAUGGAAUCUGGUCCAAACAAUCAUGGAAAUUUUCAAGGAGAUUCAAACUUUAACAGAAUGUGGCAACCAGAAUGGGGAAUGCAUCAGCAGCCCCCUCAUCCCCCUCCAGAUCAGCCAUGGAUGCCACCAACACCAGGCCCAAUGGACAUUGUUCCUCCUUCUGAAGACAGCAACAGUCAGGACAGUGGGGAAUUUGCCCCUGACAACAGGCAUAUAUUUAACCAGAACAAUCACAACUUUGGUGGACCACCCGAUAAUUUUGCAGUGGGGCCAGUGAACCAGUUUGACUAUCAGCAUGGGGCUGCUUUUGGUCCACCGCAAGGUGGAUUUCAUCCUCCUUAUUGGCAACCAGGACCUCCAGGACCUCCAGCACCUCCCCAGAAUCGAAGAGAAAGACCAUCAUCCUUCAGGGACCGGCAGCGCUCACCUAUUGCACUUCCUGUCAAGCAGGAGCCUCCACAGAUUGAUGCAGUAAAGAGGAGAACUCUUCCAGCUUGGAUUCGUGAAGGUCUCGAAAAAAUGGAACGUGAAAAGCAGAAGAAAUUGGAAAAAGAAAGAAUGGAACAACAACGUUCACAAUUGUCCAAAAAAGAAAAGAAGACCACAGAAGAUGCUGAAGGAGGAGAUGGCCCUCGUUUACCUCAGAGAAGUAAAUUUGAUAGUGACGAGGAAGAUGAAGAUGCUGAAAACAUUGAGGCUGCAAGCAGUGGAAAAAUCACCAGAAGUCCGUCUCCAGUUCCCCAGGAAGAACAUAGUGAACCAGAGAUGACUGAAGAAGAGAAAGAGUAUCAGAUGAUGUUGCUGACAAAAAUGCUUCUAACUGAAAUUCUGCUGGAUGUCACAGAUGAAGAAAUUUAUUAUGUAGCUAAAGAUGCACACCGGAAAGCAACGAAAGCUCCUGCAAAACAGCUGGCACAGUCCAGUGCACUGGCUUCCCUCACUGGACUCGGUGGACUGGGUGGUUAUGGAUCAGGAGAUAGUGAAGAUGAGAGGAGCGACAGAGGCUCCGAGUCAUCUGAUACUGAUGAUGAAGAAUUGCGGCACCGAAUCCGGCAAAAACAGGAAGCUUUUUGGAGAAAAGAAAAAGAACAGCAGCUAUUACAUGAUAAACAGAUGGAAGAAGAAAAACAACAAACAGAAAGGGUUACAAAAGAGAUGAGUGAAUUUAUCCAUAAAGAGCAAAAUAAUUUAUCAAUACUAGAAGCAAGAGAAGCAGACGGUGAUGUGGUUAAUGAAAAGAAAAGAACUCCAAAUGAAACUACAUCAGUUUUAGAACCCAAAAAGGAACAUAAAGAAAAGGAGAAACAAGGAAGGAGUAGAUCAGGAAGUUCUAGCAGUGGUAGUUCCAGCAGCAAUAGCAGAACAAGUAGUACCAGUAGUACUGUCUCUAGUUCUUCAUACAGCUCUAGCUCAGGUAGUAGUCGUACUUCUUCUCGGUCUUCUUCUCCUAAAAGGAAAAAGAGACAUAGUAGGAGUAGAUCUCCAACAAUAAAAGCUAGACGUAGCAGGAGUAGAAGCUACUCCCGCAGAAUUAAAAUAGAGAGCAAUAGGGCUAGAGUAAAAAUUAGAGAUAGGAGGAGAUCUAAUAGAAGUAGUAUUGAAAGAGAAAGACGACGAAAUCGGAGUCCUUCCCGAGAGAGACGUAGAAGUAGAAGUCGCUCAAGGGAUAGACGAACCAAUCGUUCCAGUCGCAGUAGGAGUCGAGAUAGGCGUAAAAUUGAGGAUCAACGUGGAAAUCUUAGUGGGAGCAGUCAUAAGCAUAAAGGUGAGGCUAAAGAACAAGAGAGGAGAAAAGAGAGGAGUAGAAGCAUAGAUAAAGAUAGGAAAAAGAAAGACAAAGAAAGGGAACGUGAACAGGAUAAAAGAAAAGAAAAACAAAAAAGGGAAGAAAGAGAUUUUAAGUUCAGUAGCCAGGAUGAUAGAUUAAAAAGGAAACGAGAAAGUGAAAGAACAUUUUCCAGGAGUGGCUCUAUAUCCGUUAAAAUCAUAAGACAUGAUUCUAGACAGGACAGUAAGAAGAGUACUACCAAAGAUAGUAAAAAGCAUUCAGGCUCUGAUUCUAGUGGAAGGAGCAGUUCUGAAUCUCCAGGAAGUAGCAAAGAAAAGAAGGCUAAGAAGCCUAAACAUAGUCGAUCGCGAUCCAUGGAGAAAUCUCAAAGGUCUGGUAAGAAGGCAAGCCGCAAACACAAGUCUAAGUCCCGAUCAAGAUCAGCAACCCCUCCCCGUCGUAAGCGCUGAGGAAUGAUGUUGGCAAGAAUGCCAUGAUGUUGUUUAAAAAAAUUCCAUGAGUUUUAAGGGCUUGUCUCAUUAUAGAGGCACAAUGUGGCUGUGUAGGUGAAACCAGAAUUUUUUUUUAAUCUGUAAAUAGGUGUACUUUUUCCAAAUGCUGCUCCAAGUUACUUAAUAGGAUUUCUUUGUAUUACAUUUUUUCAAGAAAUAGUGCAUAAGACUAUAAACAUGCCAUUCUCUUUCAGCUGUAAUGUUCUUAAAAUUAUUCUUGAAUGUACUGUGAUGUCAAUAAAGCUCUUUAGUUCAUUUUUGUUAAA
Molecule: messenger RNA, 2992 nt
Organism: Perognathus longimembris pacificus (Pacific pocket mouse)
Lineage: Eukaryota; Metazoa; Chordata; Mammalia; Rodentia; Heteromyidae
Gene: Pnisr
Product: PNN interacting serine and arginine rich protein
Exons: 13
Coding region: 240-2684 (814 amino acids)
Cellular component (GO): nuclear speck; presynaptic active zone
Molecular function (GO): RNA binding
Source: RefSeq, a predicted model, not a curated record